AUGUCCUCCUCUGCACCCAAAAGCAGCGUGCCUAGUGGAAGCAUCAGAGGGACUGUGUUAGGCCGAGAUGGUGGGUCUGUCAGAUCUACGGCCCACCUGGACCCCAGCGUCUUCUCCACCAGAUCUUUGCUCACCACUCCCGAAGAUGUCAAGAUGGCAUCCAAAAUGUCUCAAUUUAAAUCGAUGACACCAACCCAGCAGAAGAAGCAACAAUCUUGGUUUGACGGGUACGCGAAGGACUCUAAAUGCUGCCCAGAAAAUAACGAAUGGGUACGAGCUGAUAGUGGAAUGAUUUGCUCAGAGGGUGGACAUGGUAUGACAGACGAAAUGAUUGAGGAAGGCCUUGGCGCUAUAUGUGCAAUGCCCAAAGGGUGCAAGGGAGAUUGGUCGAAGAGGUGCGGACCGUACUAUCAAGUAGCAGAUAAAGGUCCAAAGGGGGAAGCGAUGUGGAAGUUCAACAAGGGUAUUAAGUUUCCAGGAGUUGUUCCCCCUAAGGAAAAAUAA
Mollisia scopiformis is the source of this 504-nucleotide messenger RNA. RefSeq lists its product as uncharacterized. The transcript has a single exon. The record is from RefSeq and is a predicted model, not a curated record. Lineage: Eukaryota; Fungi; Ascomycota; Leotiomycetes; Helotiales; Mollisiaceae. Bases 1 to 504 code for a protein of 167 amino acids.